Scylla paramamosain (green mud crab) is the source of this 1128-nucleotide messenger RNA. RefSeq names its product calcium-activated chloride channel regulator 1-like. NCBI's taxonomy places the organism in Eukaryota, Metazoa, Arthropoda, Malacostraca, Decapoda, Portunidae. The record is from RefSeq and is a predicted model, not a curated record. The transcript has 9 exons. Bases 1 to 1128 code for a protein of 375 amino acids.
AUGGCGGACACACUAAAGAUGGUGGAGGAGAAGGGCAUAAGGAGCGAGGGUCUCCAGCUGGUGCUAGUGACAGAUGGACAGGAGACGAUGCACCCUCUGGUCUCCACAGUGCUACCCAAGAUCAAGAGCAAGAGAAUCACCAUUAAUACUAUAUCGCUGGGUGGGGAUGCUACCGACUCUCUGGAACUCUGGGCACAAGAGACAGGCGGUCAGUCUUUCUGCUACAACAUUGGGUCCUUUCAGUCUGACCUGUCCUCCCUCCUCUAUUCUGCCAUCACCACACCUGAGACGCGGCCACAUCUCAAGCACCAGCCCGGCAGGUGGAGGUACACGCUGACCAAUCACCAAGCGCUCAGCAGGGAGAAGGUGCAGGUGCUGGUGACCUCACGCCCCGCCCCGCGCACCCCCACCCCCCGGGUGGAGCACGGGGUGACGGCGACCAGCGUGAAGUUCCCUGACCCCGUGGUGGUGUGGGCGCGGGUCACACAGGGGAGGUCAGCCGUUCUGAAAGCCAACGUCACUGCCUUAGUCUCCCUGCCGAGUGGCGAAGGGUCUGUUAGCCUACCCCUGCUGGACAACGGCAUGGGGGCAGACCACCAGGCAGGGGACGGGGUGUACGCCGCCUACUUCACGCAGUUUGCUGGUGAUGGGCGGUACGGGCUGAGCGUUUACGUGUCAGCCACCAACACCACUUCGCGGACCCAUGGUCAGCUUCCCCCCACUGACCUCAAGCCCCGCACCAAGGUCAAGCCACCCCGGCCCUCCCCGCCAGAGAAGGUCACGAAGAUCGAACAAUUUGCAAGGUUCAGCUCCGGUGGUGUGUUCAAGGUCACGAACUACAAACCGGGUGACCUGCAGGCGCCGGGACGCGUCUCUGACCUCGCCGUGACCCGAGUUGACCUCCUGAAAGUGAGCGUGACCUUGGAAUGGACCAGCCUGGGAGAUGACCACUACACCGGCACUGCCUCACACUUAGAAUUGACCUACCAGAUGACCCGGCCUGACCUCCCCUCGCCCCGACACAAGUUCAACGCUACCCACCUUACUGCCGGUCUCCUCACCCCGCUCCCCGCCGGCCUGCUGCAUACCGUGACGCUCAAGGUGAUGGGGGUGAUGGGAACAUGGUGA